UUGUGGUUUUGCUUUUGGUUGUUUGAUUGAUUGAUUUCAUUUACAUAGAUAGAUAGAUUGAUAGAUAGAGAGAUAUGUAAAUUUUUUCCAUCAGGUCUUUGUUUGGAGGCCUACAGGAAAUCUUGAGAUUUGGCGACUGGGCGUGGCUUCCAUGCCUGUGUGUGUCAGCCAUCUUGAGAAUGGGCGUGGCUGAGGUCCCACCUGUCAGGGGCAGAUAUAAAAGGGCAUGCCUGACAGAGGCAAGGGCUUCUAAGCUGUGAGCUUCUGUCUGUAGGUGUUCUCUCUCUGCUCAGGAGAGCACACACCUGACUAGAGGCAGGUCACAAGGUGAGUCUGGCGUGCAGAUCGAACCUAGAGAAUCCAGCCCUGUCCUCGGGAGUGGUCAUGGAGACUAGCUCCGAGGCAGGUGUUCUGCAGAAGCUGCUGGAUCGCCUUUGCCAGGAGACCGACCCAGGAAAAAUCUACAAAACGCUGAAGAAAAUGUCUUCUCUUCCUUCUCUGUGUGACUGCCUUGCAGAGAUUGGCUUCAGAAAGACCAUCAAGUCCUUGAAGAAACAGCAACUCCUCGUGCCCUUUGUAAAGGACUUAGUGGCCCAGUGGUCCACUGGGUUCCUGCAUGGGCCCCAGCCUGAGCAGACCCGGCAGGACUUUGGCUUGGAGAAGGGCCUCACAUUGGAGGGCCGGAGCACCUCCCCAGAAGAGAAGCCCCAGGAGCAAGCAUCCCAGGAAGUCCGCAGAGAUGGGAGAGAGGUUUUCCUUGGGCUUUGCAGCUGCUGCCCAGGCAGCAGCUCUUGCCUAAGCCAGAGCCGAAAAUCGCACCAAAGGUCCAACCGUAGGGCACCUCACAUUGGAAGCCCGCAUCCAGGAGAAAACUCUAGCCCUGAGCUGCAGCAAGAUGUCCAGAACCUGGUGCACCUAGGAACGUCCAGGGCGAGCCUGGAGGAGCCUUGGCAGCAGGAAGGGGCCAAGCCCCUGUCCAGAAAGCCAGGGGCUGGGCCACAGGAGCCCACUGGGCUUGUGUUUGGUGGGCACAACAAGUGCCAGCCACCAGGCAACUGGGAGCAGGAGGAAGCCCCUGGAGCUGGUUCGUCCUGGGCUUGCCUCAAUGGGGAGUGCUGCUCUCCUUCCUCUUCGGAGUGUCCACAGGGCAAGAGGCAGAGGUGGGAAUCCCAGUGUCCAGCCGAGGCCCAGAGUCCUCCUGCAAAGGUGCCUCGAGUGGAGUCUGGAAGCUCCAUGGAUCUCAGUCCCAUUGCUGCCAGCACCAUUCCAGAGACUCCCUCCAGUGGCCAAGUCUGGUUCGAAUGGGAUCUUGCCCAGGAGACAUUUUCCUCUCUGCAGGAUCAUAAAGCCUCAGCUUGGGGGUGGGAGCUCAGGAAGCAGCACAGAACCCGAGUCUAUUCAGGUUGCAGGCCUGCAGCAGGACCCCAGCAGAAGCUCACUGGAACCAGGGAUGGUGCUCACUGCCAGGCUGGCAAGGACAAAGUUGGGCUUGGGCAGCCAGAACAGAAGUCCUGGCCCCAGGGCCGCAGGUGCAAGGAAUCCUACAGCCAGCCUGAGGCCCCCACAGCACUGCAGCUUCAGGGGUCCCAAGAGGAGAGGCUGCAAACGGUCAUAGGCCGCCUCCAAAGCACAGGAGCCAAGGGGCCUCAACCCAGACAGACGAUGAUGGUCUCCUUCAUCACCGAGCUCAAGAGCCCCAGCCAACAAGGACAGCCAGGACCCACUGGGGCUGCCUCUGCCCAAAAUGCCCACAGUCUUCCUGAGGCUCCUGGCCAUCCUCCAGCCCAGAGGGCUUCCUGCCUUCUCCUUGGAGAAAGAGGCACCAAAAAGGGCCCUGCUAAAAGACCUGCUCCUCUCAUGGCCAAGGCCCUGAAGGACUACAGAAAGUGCUUCUAUAAAAGGUGAACCCCAGAUGAUUUCCAUCACCAGAAAACCUGCAACUCCUGAGACUUGGACUGACUGGACACACAGGCGCUUCCCUCCAGGGACUGGCUCAUGGUACACCCUGUGUUUAGGGCUCCGGGCAGACUUCC
Mus musculus (house mouse) is the source of this 2033-nucleotide messenger RNA. Its product is annotated as predicted gene, 53424. The transcript has a single exon. The record is from RefSeq and is a predicted model, not a curated record. Bases 385 to 1905 code for a protein of 506 amino acids. Lineage: Eukaryota; Metazoa; Chordata; Mammalia; Rodentia; Muridae.